CGGGCAUCAUCUGAAUCACACGUACUAGGAGUAUAAUAUAACAGCAAGCUUUGGUUGGAUUGCACACAUUUGAUAAAGACUUAAGAAUUCACGUACACAUAAAAAAAAAAAAAAACUCAACUAAUCACUUCCUAAAGAAAAUCCCUUUUACAGACAGUCUUUUGUGUUGCCGAUUCCCUUUUUCCGAGAUUCCCCAAAUCUCAGUACUCAAAUCAGUCCCAUCUCCGGCAGUCCCAAAUUUAAGAUCCUUCUCAGAUGGCGGUUUCUUCGACGAUGACCGACCCUUCACCAACUCACAGCUCAGAAAGGUACCAUUUUUUUAUUCUUCACUAGCGCCUUCUACAUAGGACUAUUUCUGCAAGUUUAUUUAGUUAAUUCCUUUUAUUUAUUCAUUCCUUUUAAUGAAUGAAUCUGAUGAGAAGAAUGGCAAGUUUCGGUGCCAACUUGACGAUGAUGCUGCCGGACGAGUUGGUGUUGGAAUGUUUGAUUAGGCUUCCCGGAAAGGAACUGGGACGGUGCAAGUGCGUUUGUAAGUCUUGGCGAUCAAUAAUCGGAAGCCCUUCAUUCUUGAAGGCUUACCGGAAUCGUGAACCGAUCCUGCUGUUAAUGUGUUUGCCGGAAAGAAUUCGAACCGGGAUAAUGGGCCGUCAGCAUGUACUCUUCAGAUACUAUUCCUCCACUUUGUGGAAGCCUGAGCAGAAGAAAAACACUGAGAAUUUCAAAUUCAGUCACCUGAGUGAUGUGAGAACCGGCCAUAGCCGCCGCGGCGGAAGCAUCACCAAAAUGGUUAAUGGUCUUGUGUGUCUCCGUGUGUGUGAUGAACCAAAUGAUGGCUUAACAAUUUACAGUGUUGGUACAGGGGAAAGAAUGAGUCUUCCUUGCCCUGCUCAAUAUCCUGGUGAACCAAUUUCGACUUAUCAUCUUGGGUACGACCAAACAAGCUGCAGGUACAAGUUAUUGCGAUUGAUUCAUCCAUUUAGCCACUCUGUUACUGGGUUCCUUCGUCCAAUUGAUCAGCCACUACAAGCUGAGAUAAUCACCUUGAGGCCCUCAGGUUCAUUAUCCACAUGGAGGAAGUUGGAUCAUGUUGAAUUCAGUCCUCUGUUUAUAACAGGGAAUCCAUCUUUAGUAGCCGGUGACGGCUUCAUCUGGUGGUUCUCACGAUUAGGGCUUGUCACUUUUGAUCUAAACAGGGAGAAGUUUGAUAAAGUUGUUCAACUUCCGCAAGUUGUCUUGGAUGUGAUACAAAAUCACGGGUAUGUUUUCACUAAGUCCAUGGGACGGCCAGCCAUCUUGUCGUUUCUUAAGGACGCUGACACGUUUUCGUGUUGUGUACUCUUAGUGUUUGAAGACGAAAAGAGUAACAAGUGGAGUAAGUAUCAUGUUCGACUUCCUAGGGAACUCGGGGAUGUGGAAUAUAGAAUUGUUGAUGCUGGAAACCUCCUCACCGGCGACAUUUUGUUUACGAAUGUUCACGAAAAGUAUCCGGAUAGCUGAGAAGAAAAUAAGAAUUUGAAUAACAUAAAGAAAAUAAAGAGAGAAAUAUCUAAAGGUUACAUUGUGAUUGAUUCCAUGUUUUGGACAAAAAAAGACUUGAAUUUAUUGUUAGAUUUUGUAUGAUAAGUCAAAAACUCUUCUUUUAUGACAAGAAAAGACUUUUGCCAUAAUGGAGAUUUUGUGGAUUGACUUAGAGGUGACUUUCCUCGUUGUCUGAAAUUUGUGGAUCAACUAAAGUUGAUUUAUGGGGGAAAAAAAAAAACACAAAGUCUAGGGUAGAAGACUUUGUUUUGUAUAGAUUGAAUGAUUUGUAAGUU
This is a messenger RNA of Oldenlandia corymbosa var. corymbosa, 1814 nucleotides long. Lineage: Eukaryota; Viridiplantae; Streptophyta; Magnoliopsida; Gentianales; Rubiaceae. The record is from the annotation of a GenBank genome assembly.